Chiloscyllium plagiosum (whitespotted bambooshark) is the source of this 421-nucleotide messenger RNA. NCBI's taxonomy places the organism in Eukaryota, Metazoa, Chordata, Chondrichthyes, Orectolobiformes, Hemiscylliidae. The record is from RefSeq and is a predicted model, not a curated record.
AUGGAGAAACCAUGGAAGUGUGGCGACUGCGGGAAAGGCUUCCGUGUCCCUUCUGCCCUGGAGACACAUCGGCGCAGUCACACCAGGAAGAAGCCAUUCUCCUGUCCUGAGUGUGUUAAGGCCUUCAGUGAUUCCUCUGCCCUGCUGAGGCACUGGCGGCUGCACACAGGGGAGAGGCCCUCCAGCUGCCCUGAGUGCAGGAAGAGCUUCAGCGAUUCCUCCGCCCGGCUGAGGCACUUGCGUGUUCACACAGGGGUGAGGCCCUUCAGCUGCCUCAAGUGUGGGAAGGCCUUUAGCGAUUCCUCCGCCCUGAUGAGGCACCAGUGGGUGCACACAGGGGACAGGCCAUUCCGCUGCCCCGAUUGUGGGAAGGUGUUCCCUAGCUCCUCCCACCUCGUGAUUCACCGGUGGGUCCACACCG